AUGCAGCAGCAGCAGCAGCUGCGGCGCCCUCAGCAGCAGCAGCAGCAGCAGCAGCAGGUGUUUAGCAGCGGGGAAGCCAAAGACAUGGGGGGGGGCCCCCCCCUGCUGCACCUCCUUUUGGCUGGCGGUGUCACUGUUGCUCUUUUGUGGCUGCUGGAGAGACACCGCAGAGAAGAAGCAGCAGCAGCAGAAGCAGCAGCAGCUGCUGCAGCAGCAGCAGCUGCCUCGCGCUUCAACGGCUUCGGCUGGCUCUGGCCCAGCUGGCCCUUCGGCAGCAGCAGCAGCAGCAGCAGCAGCAGCAUGGAACUCGAGGGGCCCCUAGCUGACCCAUGGGUCUUGUGGGGCCCCGGGGGCCCCCAGUGGGCCCCUGAUUGGGGGCCCCCACUUUUUGACUUUUUCUUUCAGCCGCGGCAGUGGCUGCCUGUGCGAGCGCAGCAGCAGCAGCAGCAGCAGCAGCAGCAGCAGCGGAGCUUCUGGGGCAGCUCUGCUGCUGCUUCCCGCCUGCUGCUGUACACGGCCGGAGCAGUAUUCCUCUCUUGGCGUGUUGCUGCUGCUGCAGCAAACAGCAGCACCUGGGGCAGCAAGCUGCUGCAGCUGCUGCUGCGGCACUUCACCGCCUCCCGCGAGGCCCUCAGGGCUGGCAGGCUGCACACAAUCUUCACGGCCAGUAAGUUAGCAGCAGCAGCAGCAGCAGCAAGUGCAGCAGCAGCAGCAGCAACUGCUGCAGAAGCAGCAACUGCAGCAGAAGCUGCAGCAGCAGCAGCAGCAGCAGAAGCAGCCACUCACUUGGUGCCUCUUUGCACAGUGCCUUUUCAUUUGCUGUGCUGCCCUCACGCUGUUGGUGUCCGUGCCGCUGCUGCAGCUGCUGUUGCUGCUUCCACUGCUGCUAAUUUGAAUGCUUCACCCGCUGCUGCUGCUGCUGCUGCGCAGGUUUGA
Molecule: messenger RNA, 936 nt
Organism: Eimeria tenella
Lineage: Eukaryota; Apicomplexa; Conoidasida; Eucoccidiorida; Eimeriidae
Exons: 1
Coding region: 1-936 (311 amino acids)
Source: RefSeq, a predicted model, not a curated record